AUGAUUGUGAAACGCGGCGCGCUGAUUGUGAUCGAAGGUGUAGACAGAACCGGCAAAACAACCCAAGCAAAAUUAUUAGUUGAAAGCUUGAAAAAGAGGCAGAUACAAGCGGAAUACACGAAUUUUCCCAAUAGAAACACAGAAAUUGGGAGAGUCAUCAACAGUUAUUUGACAUCACAGAAAGAGCUAUCUGAUGAGGCAAUUCAUUUGCUGUUUUCUGCAAACCGCUGGGAAAAAUGCAGAGACAUUAUUAAUCUUCUUGAGAAGGGAGUUACUGUGAUUGUGGACAGAUAUUGCUAUUCGGGAGUUGCAUUUUCAGCUGCCAAAGGUCUCGACUUAAACUGGUGUAAAUCAUCUGAUGUUGGAUUACCGAAACCUGACAAAGUGUUCUUUUUGACAAUUCCCUUAGAAGUGAUGCAGCAAAGAAAUGGAUUUGGAAAUGAAAGAUAUGAAGUACCAGAAUUCCAAAAAAAAGUGACAGAAGUCUACAAACAGCUGAAAGAUCAUGACUGGGAUGUGUUGGAUGCUAAUAGAACCCUCGAUGCCAUUCAAGAGGAGCUCGUGCAAAGGACUCUAAAUGUGAUGAAUGUGGUUGAGCACACAUCAAUUGGUAAAGUAUGGACUAAGAAAUAA
This is a messenger RNA of Leptosia nina, 633 nucleotides long. Lineage: Eukaryota; Metazoa; Arthropoda; Insecta; Lepidoptera; Pieridae. The record is from the annotation of a GenBank genome assembly.